CAUGCGUGGCGCUGGGCACAAAGGCGCUGCUGCGAAUGGCGGCGCUAGCGUCGGGCGCGCUUUGCCGUUUCGGCGGCCGCCUUUUCACCUUGCCCCACGCAGCGGACGACGAAAGUGCCUUUUAAUCUCCUGCAAACAAACACUGCCACUGCUGCCUCCCACGCAGACUCUCCCGCCGUCACACCCGUCGCCGCAGACAUGGCUGACAAGUACAUCCCCGAGCACCGCCGCACGACGUUCAAGGCGAAGAGCGCCUUCAAGCCUGACGAGCUCCGCCGCCGCCGCGAGGAGCAGCAGGUCGAGAUCCGCCGGGCGAAGCGCGAGGAGAACCUCGCAAAGCGCCGCGGCAUUGGCGGCGGCGCCGACCGGCCCGGCGCCUCGCUGGGCGCUGCGCCAGACAGCGACGACGAGGGCGGCAACAUCGAGGGGCAGCUCAACGAGGAGCUGCCGCAGAUGGUCAAGGGCGUCUUCUCGGAGCAGAUCGACGAGCAGAUCCAGGCCACGACCAAGUUCCGCAAGCUGCUGUCCAAGGAGCGCAACCCGCCCAUCGAGCGCGUCAUCGAGACGGGCGUCGUGAGCCGCUUCGUCGAGUUCCUGCGCUCGCCCCACACGCUCGUGCAGUUCGAGGCCGCCUGGGCCCUGACCAACAUCGCCUCGGGCUCGGCCCAGCAGACGCAGGUGGUCAUCGAGGCCGGCGCCGUGCCCAUCUUCGUCGAGCUGCUCAGCAGCCACGAGCCGGAUGUGCGCGAGCAGGCCGUGUGGGCCCUGGGCAACAUCGCCGGCGACAGCCCCGCCUGCCGCGACUUUGUGCUUGCGGCUGGUGCCCUGCGCCCGCUGCUGGCCCUGCUGGGCGACAGCCGCAAGCUGAGCAUGCUGCGCAACGCCACCUGGACCCUCAGCAACUUCUGCCGUGGCAAGACGCCGCAGCCCGACUGGCAGACAAUCCAGCCCGCCCUGCCCGUGCUCGCCAAGCUCGUCUACUCGCUCGACGACGAGGUCCUCAUCGACGCCUGCUGGGCCAUCUCCUACCUGUCCGACGGCUCCAACGACAAGAUCCAGGCCGUCAUCGAGGCCGGCAUCCCGCGCCGCCUCGUCGAGCUGCUGAUGCACGCCUCCACCUCGGUCCAGACCCCUGCGCUGCGCUCCGUCGGCAACAUCGUUACGGGCGAUGACGUCCAGACCCAGGUCAUCAUCAACUGCGGCGCCCUGCCCGCCCUGCUCUCGCUGCUCAGCUCCACCAAGGACGGCAUCCGCAAGGAGGCCUGCUGGACCAUCUCCAACGUCACCGCCGGCAACUCCACCCAGAUCCAGGCCGUCGUCGACGCCAACAUCAUCCCCCCGCUGAUCCACCUGCUGCAGAACGGCGACUUCAAGACCCGCAAGGAGGCCUGCUGGGCCAUCUCCAACGCCACCAGCGGUGGUCUGCAGAAGCCCGCCCAGAUCCGCUACCUCGUCCAGAGCGGCUGCAUCAAGCCGCUGUGCGACCUGCUCGCCUGCCCCGACAACAAGAUCAUCCAGGUCGCUCUUGACGGGCUUGAGAACAUCCUCAAGGUCGGCGAGAUGGACAAGGAGGCUGCCGCCGACGGCGCCGGCGAGCAGAUCAACCGCUACGCCCUCUUCAUCGAGGAGGUCGGCGGCAUGGAGAAGAUCCACGAGUGCCAGAACAACGCCAACGAGGAGAUCUACAUGAAGGCCUACAACAUCAUCGAGAAGUACUUCUCCGACGAGGAGGGCGACGCCGAGAACAUGGCCGAGACCAACCCCGCCGUCAACCAGGAGGGCCACUUCGGCUUCGGCGCCGGCAACCAGGCGCAGCAGCCGCAGCAGAACUUCAACUUCGCCAACGGCGGCGACUCGAUGGACAUGUGAGCGGCUGAGUCACUUCACCCCUGCCCGUCCACGCACGUCUGAGUGCUCCCCUGCGCAAGCGAGCCGUAAGAGUUGCCCUGUCAGGCCAGUCUGCCAGAGCCCAACUAGAUGACGAUCACGCACGAUUGAUACACGACUUUUGGAAAGUUACGAGAAACGCGCCCACGGGAGUCGGCCAUUCGUCGCAAUACCCAGUCUCCCCUUCCUCCCCUCUGUUUUUACACAGCAUCGAAAGAUUCACCGUCUUGUAACCCCACCAUGUUUACUAUCCGCAUCAUAUCCCAGGCGUUGCGAUUUGCUUAUCUCUAUUGUAAGGUCGAUGGGCAAGAAUGGUCAGGUUGGCUGGGUCUGUCUGGCGGCUGCACCGCAAGCGAACAGAUAACUAAGAGGCACAGCCUGCGUGCCCAACAUGUGUAGCAGCUAUCCGCUGUGUGAUACCGAAUGCAUCGGUUUUGAAA
This is a messenger RNA of Boeremia exigua, 2327 nucleotides long. Its product is annotated as armadillo-type protein. The transcript has 3 exons. Gene Ontology annotation, molecular function: nuclear import signal receptor activity; protein binding. NCBI's taxonomy places the organism in Eukaryota, Fungi, Ascomycota, Dothideomycetes, Pleosporales, Didymellaceae. The record is from RefSeq and is a predicted model, not a curated record. Gene Ontology annotation, cellular component: nucleus; nucleoplasm; cytoplasm. Gene Ontology annotation, biological process: NLS-bearing protein import into nucleus. Bases 199 to 1869 code for a protein of 556 amino acids.